This is a messenger RNA of Anthostomella pinea, 612 nucleotides long. NCBI's taxonomy places the organism in Eukaryota, Fungi, Ascomycota, Sordariomycetes, Xylariales, Xylariaceae. The record is from the annotation of a GenBank genome assembly.
AUGUCUGCAGCCGCCUUCCUCGCGGUCGCAUUGGCCCUCCUUUACCGCACAGCCCUCUCAAAUCCAGGCAACGCCACAGGCAAUGACCAUGCCAUAGCAGACAGAGCCGCCGCCCUUUGCGGUCAGCUCCAAGACCACCUCGGUCCCUCUCGGAUCGUGUUGCCGUCCAACCCGGAAUACACGGAAUUGCGUGAGGACAACUGGUCCCAAACAGCGUGGCGGCGACCAUCGUGCAUUGCGAGUUUGAAUGCCACUGCGGAGAUAGCCUCAUUGGUCAGCGUCCUUGCUGACAACCAGAUUGCCUUUGCUAUCCGCUAUAGAGGCCACUCCCCCAAUCCUCAUGAUUCCAACAUCGACACUGGCGUCUUGAUCGCCUUGGCCAACUUUGAUGAGGUAUCUUCCGAUGCCGGAACCGGACUUGUGUCUAUGGGUCCCGGAGCUCGCUGGGAGGCUGUGUAUGGAGAACUAGACAAGUACAAUAGGAGUAUGGUCGGCGGUAGAGUCAUGGACGUUGGCGUCGGUGGCCUCACGCUUGGGUCCGGAUUAUCGUACCUAUCGGACUUGUAUGUUCUGGCGUGCGACAAUGUCGUCAGCUACGAGGAUCUGCUUUAA